UGUGUGUGUGUGUGUGUGUGUGUGUUUGUGCAUGCAUGUGUGUUACAGUGCAUGCGCAUAUGGAGCAGUGGAUGAACAGAUUUCAAACUGUGGGACGAAGGAACCAGAUGAAGGAAAGACUGAAACAGAAGAAAAAGGAGAUGUGGUGAACACUGGGCAGAAAGAAGAAGUUGAAGAAAACCUUUUGAUGAUGAGCCAUUCCCACUGAUGAGAACAAGGAUCAUAUCCCCGCCAACACUUCCACAGCUCCAUCAUGGCUGACAAAAAACUCUCAGGUGUGCCCUCCCUGUCUUCACCUUCUCAUCAGAAUGGGAGUAUCAGGGGGACAGGAUCCAAAAGCUCUCCACGGCCCCACCAUAAUGGCAGCCUGGAGGCUAAACCAGGAUAUCACAGUCCCAGCAACACCAGGGCUGAGCCCCACCCUCAGUCUCCACUUAGCAGCAGAACCUCAGCCUCAACCUCACCCCUUAGGUCCCUCGUAAGUCUUAUGACGUCUGUGCCCAGUCCUCGUCCUGAAGGCAGCUCAACCAGACCCCGGGGUCAGAGCCUUAGCUCUGCUCUGAGCUCAAAGACAAGAACCACAAAUUCCAGGAGCAAGCGUAGGAGUAGCCAACAGGAGGAGCCUGAGGCCUUGUUGGACCUGAUCCUAGAGUGCCAGGGUCAGAGACUAGAUGACCAGAGAGCUAGCCUUAGCUUACUUCCUGAUCAAGGAGCAGCUGGUCUAUGUGGAGCCUGCAGCCCUGACCAGCCUACCCUCCCCAGUCUGGACUUCUACUACAUGCUCAUACAUUACCAGUCUGACAGGAUGGAAGACCAGAGGUGCUCCCUUCCUGAUCUGGAUGAUGUGGUUGGUACACUUCCUGAAGGUCAGGAUGAUUUCUUCAGUUUAAUACAGAGAGUUCAGUCCAGGAGAAUGGACGAGCAAAGGGCCUCACUGCUGGUGACACACACGGAGGACGACACACACGUCAACCCCACUGGAUCCUCUCCCCAUAAUCAUUUUAACCAUCGUCCUCAGUGAUGAAGAACAGUCUGAAAGUGUUUUUUUUUUUACAAUGUUUGACUGAAUACCAGGUCCUGCGUCAUUGCCAAGUUUCAGACAUUGGAAAAAUGUUUGGCUCUUGUUUUUGGAUGGACAUUUUGAAUGUUUUAAGCUGUUAUUGUGUUCCCAUCCACCCGAGACCAGCCACUGUCGAUGUGGAAACCUUGAUCACACUUCUGACAACAAACAGCAAAAUGAAUGCUAACCCACCCUGAAGACAUGAUUAAGGCUGACUGAAUGGAUUCCCAUUUUACAAGUGUAUGAUUUGUUGCUUGGUUUUUUUCCUGGCCUCUAGUAGUUAAAGUUUGCCCCUAGCCCCUAGUUUGUAGUUCUGUGGACUGGUAGUUGUCUAUUAUGGAUGUGUCCAAUGGAUUUAGAGUAUUUUAAAUAUCAUCCUUAUGUUUUAAUGAAUCAGAAAAGAUAAUUCAUCUUGUUUGUCUCAUCCUAAAGACUCACACAGUGUGAAAGAACCACUUUGGUCAUAGAGUGAACAUAAUUCAUGACUCCAGACAGAGUAAUGGCAGCCCACAGAAACUGUUGACAUAAAGACUUUAUCUGAAAGACUUGUCAAAUUUGAAUAACUUUUGUUACGAACAUUUACUGAUAUAGACUUUAUGGAAAACUAAAACUGUUCAUUAUAAAAUGGUUGCCAAUCUUGUAAAAUUGAACAUUGUUUAAUUAGAAAGAUUUUCUGAGUUAUCUCCCCAUAAAACAAGACAUCAGGACAGUGUGUCUAUGAUUCAUCUCUGUUAUAGCAAAUUGCACUGUAUUACUAUACAGACUAUAAAAAAAAAAAAUCAUUCUAUCUAACAUGACGCUAGUUUCCUAAUAUAUAUGAAGCCGUCUAACUUAAGGUAAAUUCAUAACCUCUCUUUAUUUUGAAAACACCCAUAUUACUUGUAUUUUACCACUUGAUUUCAUCUGUUUAGCUUUACUCUGCUGGUUACUCAAUUGAAGGGGUGAAUUAUUAUCCUGACUGUUUUUUAACUUCUUAUUGAAUUAACCAGGUAAAGAUUGGUCUAGAACCUGUGGUGUUUAUGAAUCAGACUUUGUGUUUUUAACAUCAUUAGAUAUCUUUACAUGUGAUAAAGUUACAUCCUUGAAUACCUUA
Molecule: messenger RNA, 2153 nt
Organism: Labrus bergylta (ballan wrasse)
Lineage: Eukaryota; Metazoa; Chordata; Actinopteri; Labriformes; Labridae
Gene: gpsm1a
Product: G protein signaling modulator 1a
Molecular function (GO): protein binding; GTPase regulator activity
Source: RefSeq, a predicted model, not a curated record